CAGGUGAGCCCUCGCUUUCUCCACGCCUGGUACCCUGGCCCAGCUCAGCCAGGAUGCCCACGAGGCGCUGGGCCCCAGGCACCCAAUGUAUCACCAAGUGUGAGCACACGCGCCCAAAGCCUGGAGAGCUGGCCUUCCACAAGGGCGAUGUGGUCACCAUCCUGGAGGCUUGUGAGAGCAAGAGCUGGUACCGAGCCAAGCACCACACCAGUGGGCAAGAGGGGCUCCUGGCGGCUGGUGCACUGCGGGAGCGUGAGGCCCUCUCAGCUGAUCCCAAGCUCAGCCUCAUGCCGUGGUUCCAUGGGAAGAUCUCGGGUCAGGAGGCGGUACAGCUGCUGCAGCCACCCGAGGACGGGCUGUUCUUGGUGCGUGAGUCAGUGCGGCAUCCCGGGGACUACGUGCUGUGCGUGAGCUUUCACCAGGAUGUCAUCCACUACCGUGUUCUGCACCGUGAUGGCCACCUGACCAUAGACGAGACCAUCUGCUUUUGCAACCUCAUGGAUAUGGUGGAGCAUUACAGCAAGGACAAGGGGGCCAUCUGCACGAAACUUGUGACACCCAAGAGAAAGCAAGGAGCCAAAUCGGCAGAGGAGGAGCUGGCCAAGGCUGGCUGGUUACUGAACCUACAGCAUUUGACUUUGGGAGCGCAGAUCGGAGAGGGGGAGUUUGGAGCGGUCCUGCAGGGUGAGUACCUGGGCCAGAAGGUGGCUGUGAAGAACAUCAAGUGUGAUGUGACAGCCCAGGCCUUUCUGGAUGAGACAGCAGUCAUGACGAAGAUGCAGCAUAAGAACCUGGUGCGUCUGCUGGGUGUGAUUCUGCACCAGGGACUCUACAUCGUCAUGGAACAUGUGAGCAAGGGCAACCUGGUGAACUUUCUACGAACUCGGGGCCGGGCCCUUGUGAACACCCUCCAGCUCCUGCAGUUUUCCCUGCAUGUGGCUGAGGGCAUGGAAUACCUGGAGAGCAAGAAGCUGGUGCAUCGAGACCUUGCCGCCCGCAACAUCCUCAUUUCUGAGGACCUGGUGGCCAAGGUCAGUGAUUUUGGCCUAGCCAAAGCCGAGCGGAAGGGGCUGGACUCUAGCCGACUGCCUGUCAAGUGGACAGCUCCUGAGGCACUCAAACAUGGGAAAUUCUCCAGCAAGUCCGAUGUCUGGAGUUUCGGGGUGCUGCUGUGGGAGGUCUUCUCAUAUGGCCGGGCUCCGUACCCCAAGAUGUCGCUGAAGGAAGUGACAGAGGCUGUGGAGAAGGGGUACCGCAUGGAGCCCCCUGAGGGCUGCCCAGGCCCUGUCCACACACUCAUGAACAGCUGCUGGGAGGCGGAGCCUGCCCGCCGGCCACCCUUUCGAAAACUGGCAGAGAAGCUGGCCCGGGAGCUGCGGAGCGCGGGUGCCACUGGCCAAGUUGAAGGGCAGGACACUGAUGGCUCUACCUUGCCCCGUGGCCAAGAGCCUUGA
This is a messenger RNA of Miniopterus natalensis, 1454 nucleotides long. RefSeq names its product megakaryocyte-associated tyrosine kinase (gene MATK). Gene Ontology annotation, biological process: protein phosphorylation. Gene Ontology annotation, molecular function: protein binding; protein tyrosine kinase activity; ATP binding. The record is from RefSeq and is a predicted model, not a curated record. NCBI's taxonomy places the organism in Eukaryota, Metazoa, Chordata, Mammalia, Chiroptera, Miniopteridae.